GCCGGCGCUGGCAUUCUCGCUGCAGGGUUGCCGCGGCAAAGAAGCUGCAGUCCAUCCGAGACACAGACUUGACUUGUUGGCAUUCUCGCUGCAGGUUUUACUCGGCAAAGAAGCUGCAGACUUGACUCCCGCUCUCAAAAUGGGGAAAAUCAACGGCUGCCUCAAAUGUCUCUUCAUCUUCUUCAACGUGGUCUUUGCUAUCAUUGGAUGUCUGCUGAUCUUCGGGGUGGUGAAGGCCAGCAUCUACAGUCAGCAGCUGUCAUCGUUGGGGGCGCCCGGCCUGGCGUGGGCGUGGGUGUUUGCCAUCGGCAUGAUUGCUAUUUCCUGCCUGGGAAUCUACGCAGGAAGCAGCGAGAAGAGCUUGGCACUAAAGUUGUUUGCAGGCUUCAUGGGCGUGGGAAUGAUCAUCAUGCUGAUCUUUGGCAUCAUCGUGGUGGUGCUCAGGAACAAGGUGAGAGACAACUUCCGCAGUGCGUCCUCUGAGGCGGUCAAGCAACACAUGGAUGUAGAAGAAUUCCGAGGAAUGCUGAAUGAGAUCCAGCAGAGUGGUCAAUGCUGCGGCCUGGUCAGCGCCAAGGACUGGGGCCACGACAUUCCCGCUUCCUGCGAGUGCAAAUCCAGGAAUUACGGGAUGUUUGGAAAUUCCGGCUGCUCAGCCCGACCUCAGGGAUCCAGGGGCCCCAAUCAGAUCUAUGUCCAGACGUGCGGCGACAUCAUCAUCACGUGGACCGACUUCCUCUUCAACAUUGUCAUGGGCUUCUUCUUUGGCUUCGCCGUCACUGCGCUUCUGGGCCUGCUGGUCUCCCUCCUCAUGGUCCAGCAGGUCAAAGGUCAGCAUCAGGGCGGCUCCACCUCCAUGGCUAUGAAGGGCUACUGAAGGUCAUUUACCGAGCCUUCUUUGGGAGGGAAAAGACCAGCUCUACUUUCUGUCAAACAUAUCUCAUUCUUACUGUAACUUUGUAUUUCACAACAUCAAAUAUUACUUCAGCAUCUUCCUGUUUCAUUGAAACUACAAGCGGCUCUGGAGGAUGUAGUCCAAGGUCCAACAGGUCAACCAAAGCAUGUAGUCCCAGGUCCAACAGGUCAACCAAACCAUGUAGUCCAAGGUCCAACAGGUCAACCAAACCAUGUAGUCCAAGGUCCAACAGGUCAACCAAAGCAUGUAGUCCAAGGUCCAACAGGUCAACCAAAGCAUGUAGUCCAAGGUCCAACAGGUCAACCAAACCAUGUAGUCCAAGGUCCAACAGGUCAACCAAACCAUGUAGUCCAAGGUCCAACAGGUCAACCAAACCAUGUAGUCCAAGGUCCAACAGGUCAACCAAACCAUGUAGUCCAAGGUCCAACAGGUCAACCAAAGCAUGUAGUCCAAGGUCCAACAGGUCAACCAAACCAUGUAGUCCAAGGUCCAACAGGUCAACCAAAGCAUGUAGUCCAAGGUCCAACAGGUCAACCAAAGCAUGUAGUCCAAGGUCCAACAGGUCAACCAAAGCAUGUAGUCCAAGGUCCAACAGGUCAACCAAACCAUGUAGUCCCAGGUCCAACAGGUCAACCAAACCAUGUAGUCCAAGGGCCAACAGGUCAACCAAACCAUGUAGUCCAAGGUCCAACAGGUCAACCAAACCAUGUAGUCCAAGGUCCAACAGGUCAACCAAACCAUGUAGUCCAAGGUCCAACAGGUCAACCAAACCAUGUAGUCCAAGGUCCAACAGGUCAACCAAACCAUGUAGUCCAAGGUCCAACAGGUCAACCAAACCAUGUAGUCCAAGGUCCAACUGGUCAACCAAACCAUGUAGUCCAAGGUCCAACAGGUCAACCAAAGCAUGUAGUCCAAGGUCCAACAGGUCAACCAAAGCAUGUAGUCCAAGGUCCAACAGGUCAACCAAAGCAUGUAGUCCAAGGUCCAACAGGUCAACCAAAGCAUGUAGUCCAAGGUCCAACAGGUCAACCAAAGCAUGUAGUCCAAGGUCCAACAGGUCAACCAAAGCAUGUAGUCCAAGGUCCAACAGGUCAACCAAAGCAUGUAGUCCAAGGUCCAACAGGUCAACCAAAGCAUGUAGUCCAAGGUCCAACAGGUCAACCAAAGCAAAGUGCACAGAAGUCUCUUUUAGACCAACAUUCAAUUGCUGUUUGUUUUUUAAAACAACAUUUAAAUCUGUUUCAUACCCACAUUAAAAUGUUAUUUUUAACCAAUAUUAAAUGGUAUAUUUUAUCAAUGUUAAAUUGUGUUUUAUACUGACAUUAAGUCGUUUUUUAUACCAACAUUAAAUUGUAUUUUCUUCACCAACAUUAAAUUGUAUUUUAUAGCAACAAUAAAUUGUAUUUUAGACCAAUGUUGUAUUUUUUUUAUUACCAAUAAAUUGUAUUUUUUCAAACCAUCA
This is a messenger RNA of Nerophis ophidion (straightnose pipefish), 2378 nucleotides long. RefSeq names its product tetraspanin-15-like. Bases 140 to 877 code for a protein of 245 amino acids. Gene Ontology annotation, cellular component: membrane. The record is from RefSeq and is a predicted model, not a curated record. The transcript is spliced from 9 exons. Lineage: Eukaryota; Metazoa; Chordata; Actinopteri; Syngnathiformes; Syngnathidae.